This is a messenger RNA of Megalops cyprinoides (Indo-Pacific tarpon), 2908 nucleotides long. It is a transcript of the gene eif4e3, whose product is annotated as eukaryotic translation initiation factor 4E family member 3. The coding region runs from base 123 to 794 and encodes 223 amino acids. Gene Ontology annotation, biological process: translational initiation. Gene Ontology annotation, molecular function: translation initiation factor activity; RNA 7-methylguanosine cap binding. The record is from RefSeq and is a predicted model, not a curated record. The transcript has 7 exons. Gene Ontology annotation, cellular component: eukaryotic translation initiation factor 4F complex. Lineage: Eukaryota; Metazoa; Chordata; Actinopteri; Elopiformes; Megalopidae.
GUGGUGACGCGGCAGGCGGGCAAUGAGUCAGCGGUAGCGACAAUUUCUCCGGACGUGGAAGUACUGAUCUCACUGUAAAAAUACUCGCUCGUCCCAGUGCGUUAACUGAUUUUGCGUGGAAAAUGGCGGUUCCUGCAGCCCCAGAUCUGCAGAUGAUCACAGAAACACAAAGCGGCCCAGUGAAUAAUCCAGAAAACAGUAUUGAUAUCGACGAGAGAGAAUUGGAAAACAUAACAAACGAGGAAGACGGAACAGCGCUUCCCUUGCAUUCUCCAUGGACUUUUUGGCUUGAUAGGUCUUUACCAGGGACAACAGCAGCAGAAUGUGAGUCAAACCUGAAAAAAAUCUACACUGUGCAGACAGUUCAGUGUUUCUGGAGUGUUUACAACAAUAUCCCUCCAGUGAACUGCUUACCACUGAGGUGUAGCUAUCACUUAAUGCGUGGGGAACGGAGGCCGCUGUGGGAAGAAGAAAGCAAUGCAAAAGGAGGCGUAUGGAAGAUGAAAGUUCCAAAGGAGAGCACUGCUGCUGUUUGGAAGGAAUUGCUACUUGCUACCAUUGGAGAACAGUUUGCAGAUUACUGUGCGUCAGAAGAUGAAGUCGUUGGGGUCAGUGUCAGUGUUCGAGAUCGAGAAGAUGUAGUUCAAGUCUGGAAUGGAAACGCCUCUUUUGCCAGUGAAGCAAAUGUUUUAGGAAAGAUAUAUGAACUCCUCCCACACAUAUCUUUCAAAGCAGUAUUUUAUAAACCUCACGAGGAGCAUCAUGCUUUUGAAGGGGGGCGUUCGAGACAUUAAUUGCUAAUGGUUUUACACCUGGUUUUUGUUUUGUUUUGCUGAUGGAUUGAGCGUAGAUAUUGGACUUUUCCCUUGCUUAAACACUACUCUUUCUCUUCCUUCAAUAAUCAUUUUACAACAUCUCAGACGUGGAAACAUUAGAGAAUGUUAGAUAUAUUUUUAUAGAUUUGGAUGGCUCAAAUUUCAAUCAACAGACUUUUUUUUGGUUAUAUGCACUGUGGAAAAUUUGAACACUUCAAACGGAGCUGACCAUAUAUGGUUCUCAUAAUGGUAUAGAUUAGCAAGUUUUACAUAAAUUGAUUUUGCCUUGUCCUCUCGCUUAUGUCAUUACUUUCAGAGGUUUGUUCUCUAGAAAGGAGACAAUGCCUUCUCUGAAUGCAAUGCCUCAACACUCUCACUGUCUCCUCCAUGGCUUCAUGCAUUCUACUAGAUGUAUCCUUGCACUUACCAAACAUAAAUGUCCUGCACCUGUUUUCAUGUGAACACUUUUUAUUAGUGAUUGUCCACUAUGUUGACAGUAUGCUAAAUCUGUUUAUUCUAUGUGUGGUACCAAGGGAUUUUACACAUUUGCAGUAAUACCUCCUCUUCAGGAGCCUAUGUGCAAUAGCAGCUGUGAGCGAUGCCCAUGUCAUGUCCAAGCUCUGUGAGUGUCAUGACGUCCACUUUGUUCCUUAAGAAAAAAAACAUGACUUACUGUAGUGAUACAUACACAGCGCAUUGCUGUAAUUAUUUUUUUUUACACUUAUAUUACGGUUCUUUUGUCUAAUAAAAUUUAAAUGGUAGGGACAUUGCACAGUAUCACCUUCAGUAUAGAUUUAGCUAUUUUUCUUUCUAAAAUUGUCAUUUAUAUAAUUAAUUUAAAACUGUGAAAUAUGUGCUUAUAACGAGAUUGGCAUUUGUUGCUAUUACUAUCUACCCCACUACUUUAGUAUUGUGGCUUUAAAUACAUCAUUUUAGAAAUUAUGCAGUAGAUUACAUAUACUAUGUAAAAUAUAUCACUUGGUCUUGUAUAUUUCUAGUAUUGAAAUACAUUGUGAUAAGUCUGAAGCAUUUAUGUGAAAUUGUUCAUGUUUAUAUCAUACUAGAUAUUCCCUUUUUGUUUGUUUUUAAUGUACUGUAUCCAUAGAUGGUAUUUAAGGGUGGAUACUACACAUAGAAUAAAUCAUUUAACUUACUGGAACGAACACAGAAUUUCCCCUAAUGUUAACCAGUCUGUGGGUUAUAUUGUUUGUUUGCUCCUGCUGUUACGUUUCUAUUACUGGAAGAUCAUGCUGCCCACUGCUGUGGAAUCGCUGACUUUUGUUCUGAAAUGGAAUUGUAUUUUUAAAUAUUUGUAUUUCAAAUAAAAGAAACGUGAUGGACGAACUUUCAAUGGACGAAUUUGACAAAACAAUUCUGAACAUCUGUACAUGUAACAUGAACAUAAAUUGGAAUAGAAUGUCCAUUUCUUUACUCUGUACCAAAGAGGUGACUCUUUUUUUUUUUCUUUUUCUACAUUGGGUGCAGAAUAAUCCAUGCCAGAGGCAAUGACUGCACGCUCACCCUGCCAAACUACUUACUAGGCCGCCUGUCUAGUUUAGCAAAUGUAUGUUCGUAAGAACAGUGGUAGACCGGUUUAUUGUGUAUAUUUGUAUAGUUUGUUCCUUUGGUUUUGUGUAGUCUGGACUUUUAAGAAAGUGUAUUUAAACAAAAGAAUUCUAUAACAUUUAAAUGUAUUCCUGAAUGUUGCUGGUGCAUUUUGUUUCAAGUUCUGUUGUCAAGGCAGAUAAGGUAAGUGUGAACCAGCCUGUUUUGUGACUCAGGCUGUCCAAUGUGAAAAUGCACUAAAGCACAAUGAUGUUAUCAAUUAAUCACAUUUUAGGGAAAGACACAUCUGGCACAUACAGCAAAACCUUUUUUUAAUAGCAGUGUUUCCUAUGUUUUGAAACAUUUAACAAGAUGAGUGCAGGAAUGGAGUGAUGUUUUUCUUACAGUUCACAUCCUUCAUCUUGUAGUCCUGAUAGUCAAAUCUGAGACAUGCUGACUAUGUUUCUCUAUUAGAGUGGUGCCUUAAUUUCUCCCAGGAUUUUAAUCUUAGAAUGUGCUGCCUAUUCAACUCAUGUAAUCAGUUUUAA